CUUCACGCAAACAUCCAACAUCACAGACACCCGCCCACCAACCAACAAUGUUCCAUCUGUCAUGCCAGACGUGUCCCACGCUUCCAAUUCGUGCUGGACCUGCCGGCAGAAGCGGGCCAAGUGUGACAGACUCCUCCCAACAUGUCUCCGCUGCACCUCCUUGAUGCUUCGGUGCCAAGGAUACGACCGACCGAAGAAGUUGGUAUGGACCAAUAGUGUGGCCAGCAGAGGCAAGAUGAUGGGAAAGGUCACAUUCGGUGCAGAUCAAGAACCAAACGAUGAUCCUCUAGCAAAAAGACCCCAUCAGCCGGGCUCCCUCGCAGUGAGACACUCCUGGGAGACGUUGCCUGAAGCACAGCCGUUUUCACUUGACGUGUCAUGGUCCCUCAUUGACCCUGACCUGCAAGACUUGUCCCUUGAUUGCCGGAAGUACAUACGCUACUUUGACAUGGAAAUGUCCAAGGAAUGCGUCGUGUACCAGACAUCCAGCAAUCCCUUCUUGUCCCUUAUGCCGCUUAUGUCCAGGAGUCAUGCCUUGUCCCAUGCCAUGAUUGCAAUAUCGGCCUUUCAUUACUCUCAUCGCCUGGUCAUCAACCAGAUCCAAGUUCCCCGUGCGGAAAAUAGGCUUCUUGAGGUUGACAACACUCUACUGUGGCAUAAAGCGCAGGGACGCGACUGGCAAUUGAGCCAACCAAACUUCUCGCCCUCACUGCGUGUAGCCCUAGCCCAUAAGCAAAGAGCCCUGCAGUUUCUAAAGGCAGAGAUACAAGACCACGAUGUGACAAAUAAUGAUGCCGCAGUGGCAGCCAUUGUUCUGUUCAUAUGCAUGGAUGUGGUCGAGUUUGGUAGUCGGGGAUGGGAGCAUCACCUCGGAGGCGCUGGUGAAAUACUCCAACAGCGGAAAGCUUCCCCUCCUAAUCACAGUCUUGGAACCGAUCACUGGUUGGAAUAUUUCGACACAGCCUACACGACGUUUGGGAUCAUGGGCGCAACACUAGCGCCAGCAAAAAGCUCUUUCGCUCAGCAGAUGGUGUCGCUGGAUCCGUCUCUCUUGAGGACCCUGCGGCAGUCUGAAGACCAGACUUGGGUUGGUUGUCCUGCUGAGUUGCUGUACCUCGUUUCCAUCAUCAACUCUUUGCGAUCACUCUCAACCUAUUCAGGAGCGGACCAGCUGAAGGCCGCAGAGUUGUGUAAAAGGCUCCAGAAUUUCUCGCCAUCAGGUUGGGCGGAGAACUUCCCAGAUCCUGAGCACCAUCAAUCGCGCUCGCACCUUGCGCAUGCUUACAAGGUAGCGGUUGAAGUGUAUGCCUCUCACAUAAUCGGCCCCCUGCUUGAUCAAGGGCAGCAUCUCUAUAAUCUGUAUCUUGAUGUGGCAACUCGAUCCGCCAUACUCCACAUGCUCUCAAUCACAGCCCAGGACUUCCAUGUGAAGAGUAUGGUAUGGCCUGCUUUCGUCAUUGGAGCAGAGAUUCAAGCGGCCGAUCUUAAGAUCAUGAUUCGGGAAAUCUUUAGGAAUAUUUGGAUAUCAUCGUGUUGCUACAAUGUCAGAAACGCCAUUGAGAUGCUGGAAAGGAUCUGGGCCCGAGAUGAUGCCGAGAGGAUGGCAAAGUCCUGGCUCAUCUAUCUCUGGGAACUGGAAGAUAGCUGGCUAUUCCUAUAAUUCAGGUCAAAGGACGUCUACUAAAGUCGAGGUAUCAGAUCGGAGCCCGAGGGCAGAGCUACUGACAAGGAUGAUACAUGUACUUGGUGAUAAGAAGCGAUGCCAAGGUGCCGUGACAGCAUGGAACGAAGCUGCAGGACGCUUAUACCCGGAGGGGACAUGCGGGUCAAGCGCCACUCCUAAAAUGUGGAUCAUCUG
Messenger RNA from Colletotrichum phormii, 1858 nucleotides. RefSeq names its product fungal-specific transcription factor domain-containing protein. The record is from RefSeq and is a predicted model, not a curated record. The coding region runs from base 62 to 1660 and encodes 532 amino acids. Gene Ontology annotation, molecular function: zinc ion binding; DNA-binding transcription factor activity, RNA polymerase II-specific; transcription cis-regulatory region binding. Gene Ontology annotation, biological process: positive regulation of transcription by RNA polymerase II. Gene Ontology annotation, cellular component: nucleus. NCBI's taxonomy places the organism in Eukaryota, Fungi, Ascomycota, Sordariomycetes, Glomerellales, Glomerellaceae. The transcript is spliced from 3 exons.